CGCAGCGGCAGCAUCGGACGUGGUCUAUUUGCCUGACGCGACUGCGGCCUUUCGAGGACUGCGUGUCUUUUCGCCCUCUUCAGUUGCAGUCUUGGCCUUCCUGUGUACCUCACUGGACACUCGAAGAAGAUUCUGAAUUUCAUAUCCACGACAAGUGUUGCAUUCUAUGAGCUCCGAGAGCGUGUGAUAGAGGAUCGGAAGUGCGUAAAGUGAAGGCUUGAGGCAAGAAAUGAUCGUCCCGGAGAUGUUAGGAGGUGGAGAGCGAGACUGUAAACUGUUGCUGCUUGCUGCUGCUGUGCUGGUGGGCAUUAUAAGCUCACUUCAAGUGGCUGUGCGUGCCGAAGUAUACAACGUAGGCGAUGGAGGUGGCUGGACGACGGACACUAAUUACACUCAAUGGGCUGCGCAAUAUACAUUCCGCGAGGGCGACACCAUCGUUUUCUUGUAUUCUCGAGGAUCGCACGAUGUGUUGCGAGUAAACCAGAGGGACUUCUUAACCUGCAGCGCCUCCACUCCGAUAGAGACGGAUGCAAGUGGGGAGACGGCCUUCCAGCUUCGAGCAGGAGGAUAUUACUUCAUUUGCGGAUUUCCAGAGCACUGCCGGAGUCAGCAGAGGGUUUACGUCAAGGUGUUACCAGCUGUGGCGACUCUUCCUCAUCAAACUGCGGGCGGGAACUUGCCAGCUUACACACAGUCUGCAGAAGGUCCUACUAGCGCCGCCACUGGUAUGGUCCCGACUGCUGCACCGAGUGCUGCAGCUCGUCCACGGCUAUCUACUCACUCGCUGAUUGUGCUCAUACUCACAGCGAUGUUAUCACUAACGUGCUUUGCUCCUCGACUGAAAUCAGUGUGACAGAAUGCCGUCACAUGACCACGUUAUAUUCUCCCUAUAUCUAACUCCGUCAGCUCAUCGGGAGCAAAGGAAACUCUGUAAAAUGGUAGUUACACGUGGCGUUUUGUAGCAGCCAUCGAUUAUGCAUUGUUAGUGGUCCCUCACUCUGUCAUGGACCAGUUGAAGGCUUUUGACGAACCUGAGGAUGAAACAGACUUCAUGAGUAAAAUAGAUCAAUGAAUGUUAAAACAAAAUAUCAUCGUGAGAAUUUUAUCAAGAGUGAAAAAAUUGCUGAUCUACGUGACAGCUGAUAACUCUUUCCUGCUAUGAUGUCGGUGUAAUGUACCUGUGAGCCAGUCAUGAUAAUUUUUUAAUGGUAUAUUGGUAUACCGGUGCAUGUAUAAUAAAGCCCUUCCCGGCGUCUGUAAUCCCCU
Molecule: messenger RNA, 1266 nt
Organism: Marchantia polymorpha subsp. ruderalis
Lineage: Eukaryota; Viridiplantae; Streptophyta; Marchantiopsida; Marchantiales; Marchantiaceae
Source: the annotation of a GenBank genome assembly